AUGGUGCACACGUACUUCCAGAAUGGUCAGGUGAUUCGGCAUGACUACGGCUAUAUGCCAGUGAAGAACGCUACUAGACGAGAUCCUCGAGUACACGUUGCCUACUUGACCACUUCCAGUGAAGGCUGGUCAAUGAUGGAACAAGGACAAGUAAAGGGAACACAAAUGACGUUCCAUUUGAAGCAGUUCCUGAGAAGAAGCUUUGACGUUGGAGUCCGAAAUGACUUGGAGAUCCGAGAGUUUGAACGACAAUUCGAGCUGCCCUCGUAUAACCAAAUGGUGAUGAGAGUUCGAGCGGAGACGAAUUUGGAUACCGAAGGGUACACUGCCUUCUACAAAAGACUGCUUGGAUGA
Molecule: messenger RNA, 354 nt
Organism: Cooperia oncophora
Lineage: Eukaryota; Metazoa; Nematoda; Chromadorea; Rhabditida; Trichostrongylidae
Source: the annotation of a GenBank genome assembly